Penicillium macrosclerotiorum is the source of this 351-nucleotide messenger RNA. RefSeq names its product RidA family protein. Gene Ontology annotation, cellular component: cytosol; mitochondrion. The record is from RefSeq and is a predicted model, not a curated record. NCBI's taxonomy places the organism in Eukaryota, Fungi, Ascomycota, Eurotiomycetes, Eurotiales, Aspergillaceae. The transcript has 2 exons. Gene Ontology annotation, molecular function: deaminase activity. The coding region runs from base 1 to 351 and encodes 116 amino acids.
AUGUCCCGACAACUCAUCUCGAGCGAGAAGUUCCCUCCCAAGCCACAUAACUGCCCGGCGACUAAGGUUCCCGGUCUCGUCUUCUGUGCAGGACAGACUGCCACUGGAGAGAUCAAGCAGGCUACUAGAACCGUGUUGCAGAAUCUAAAGGAGGUUCUUGAGCUAUCCGGCUCGUCCCUCGAACAGGUCGUCAAAUACAACGUCUACCUUGCCGACAUGAAGGAUUUCGCGGCCAUGAACGAGGUUUACAUCGAUUUCCUGCCUAAGCCAAUGCCUUCUCGAUCCUGCCUCCAGGCUGUUCCCCCGGGAGAUGGGACUGUCAUUGAGAUCGAGUGCAUUGCCCAGGCUUAA